CUGAAGCGCUGCUGCCAGCCAUUGGCUCUUCACUCAUCGAACAAAAGCAGACACGACUCUCUGUCUGACAAGUGUCGUUGUGCGAGGAGGUGCAACCGACUCGCUGUCCGUCUGCCACGAGAUCCACCCCGCCAGUAGAUGUGACGGAGUGGAUUGCGUGUCAGAAGCAGAAGGAAUCACUCCCACCUUCUCACUCACGCGACAGACACCCACAGCACAGCACCUGUCAACUCAACAGGAGCUAAAGGUACACUUCAGCGAUUACACAAAGCAGAAAGAAGGCACCUUCCCCACGACCCACAGUCUGGUUCACGCGCCUUCGACGCCCCGCCAUCCGCCACGCACAAACCUGAGUCUCUCCUUCCCGGGCGGAAGGGCGUUUGAGGGCACUGGCUCGGCGGCUGGCGGUGGCUGUGGGCUGCCCGUCUCCUGGCUGAGUCUCUCGAGGUAGGUGCGGCGGCGGUCGACGGCCAGCUCCCGCGCCUUGUCGAAGCCAUGCACUUCAGCUGACAAACAUGAUAGACAGGCAGUCAGAGGCAGGGAAUGGGCAAUGUGGGAGAGAGAGAGUGGGGCACCUGGUGAGUUCUGUCCUUACCGCAGAAUGCGCGUGUGCAUGGCCUUCCGUUCUCGCGGUACCAGGUGACCCACGAUGAGAGUUUCUCGUCCCACGUGACCCCGUCAAUGCCGCUGUCGUAGUGGGGCUUCGACCCCAGACGGCCGUCUUGCUGCACAGACACACACAUACACAGAGAGAGAGAGGGGGGGAGAGUGGCGCCUGGCCGGGUGUGUGUAGGUGUGGUGACCUUGAGUUGAGUGUAAAACAUGAAUGCCUCUCGCUUGGCGGCCUCGACGCCGUAUUUCUUGACGGGGAACGGCUUGGCCUGGAGCUUCUCGUGCUCGUACCAGUACACUUCCCACGCCUCGUUCAGAUCCUCCCAUCUGCACACGUCAGACACACAGACAAGACACACGGCCACACAGACACACGGCACUAUGGUGCGAGUGUGUGAAUGUGUGUGGCGCCAUGCGUGCAGACAGACGUACGUGACGUUAGGGUUGCUGCUGUCGUAGUAGUCGUUGCGGAGGGUGAUCUCCUUGGGAUGCGGGUGGUGCACCGGAUGCUUCCUGCACUCAACACAACACAACACCACACCACACCACACACGUCAGCCAUUCCAUUCCCCCCUCUCCUCUUUCCCUCCGUCCCUCAGUUCCCCCUCUCACACCUGUUGUAUCGCCUGAAUCUGUUGCCAAUCCCCCAGUUGAAGACCCUCUGGUGGUGCGUGUCCAUGUCCCCCCGAAACACCUCCCGCAGCGGCGGUGGGUCCCCCUCCCGCCGCUCCCGCUGGUCAUAGUUGGGCCGCACGUCGGGCGGCGGCGGGUGGCGCAGGUACAGCCAGUGCUUCCCGCGGGGCAUCUCGAACCCCUCGCGCAUGUAGAACUCCCUGUCCCGCUCGGGCAGCCCAUCUGUUCUGGUGAGGGCCUUCUGGUGCUCAGGGUCUUCCUCUUUCGCUGUGGGUGUGGGCGGGGAGUCGUUGAGGUAUUUCUUGACGGCCUCUGCUGCCUCGUCUGUCCGGUCUCCGUCGUCGUAACCCCUCCUAACGAUGCCGCGCGACAGCUUGUUGAUGGCCUUCCUGGCUCUUGUGUGGACGCUGCGGCGCGGCACACACGGCCAUGGCAAGGCUGCAUUCGUGCUGCCGCUGGUGGGAGGGGAAGAGUGAUGCGGCGCGGGUGCUGCACCACAGAGGACGGGGCAGAGGCGGGGUGUGAGGCAAGAUGACAGCCGUGACGUAAUGUGGCAGAUCCGGCCCAUUUUCUCCAUUUGCCGUGAAGAUUCAAGAGAAAAAGGGCCACUUGUCGGGCAGGGUAUG
Vitrella brassicaformis is the source of this 1871-nucleotide messenger RNA. NCBI's taxonomy places the organism in Eukaryota, Vitrellaceae. The record is from the annotation of a GenBank genome assembly.